AUGGCUGCAAGUCUCUGCGCCAGGCGAAGCGCCGCCGCCGCCCUUCGGGAGCUGCUGGAGACCGGCUCCUCGCGCCCACGUGGGGGAAAGGGGGCCAGCCGAUGGGACUUUCUUCGAUAUUCCAUGGCGCUUGGCCUGCACCAAACAUUCUUGAACCUGGCGGCCCCUCUGUUUGGUGCAGGCAAGCGCAUGGAAUAUGAAGAAGUCCAUCGGCUUGGGUACUCCAUCGACCAGAUGUAUGAUGUUGUGGCCGACAUAGCCAGCUAUCGGUUGUUUGUCCCCUGGUGCACUGGCUCCCGUGUCCUCUCCUGUCACAAUGGCUUCUCACGAGCAGAACUGGAAGUGGGGUUCUCUCCUGUGGUAGAGCGUUACAUCUCUGAGAUCUCUUUGGUGCCACAUCGGCAGAUCCGGGCCGUGAGUAAAGACGGGAGGUUAUUUCAGCACUUGGAGACAGUGUGGCAGUUUGGGCCAGGAUGUGCCGGUCAUCCGGACACAUGUACACUCAGUUUUUACGUUUCCUUUGAGUUCAAGUCGAUUCUCCAUUCGCAAUUAGCCAACCUCUUUUUUGAUGAGGUUGCCAAGCAGAUGGUCUCAGCCUUCGAGCACCGAGCAGAGAAGCUGUACGGACCACAGGCUGCGGUCGGCCAGCACAAGACGGUUCAUUGCAGGUGACCGAUGAACUGAUGUGCGGUGCAUCUUGGUGCACUAACUAAGCGGUUCUCCUCUUCACCGACAGACCUGGAUUCCUUCCCAGACGCCCCUCUAUGGACAUUGCUUUAUUUAUGCCUAUUUAACUCACAACCCUCUAAAUUAUUUACUUGAUUGUUUUAUAGAGAAUUUUGCUUGAGGAUAAUUUAUUGGCUAUUUAAUUCUGUGUUUCCUCUGGCAAUGACAGAGGAUGGCAAAUCGGUGACCUUUUUAUUACGUUGAAUAAAAUUUAUUUUUUUUUCCCCCCAGGAUAUUUUUUAAAGGCACAGUAUUUUAUGUCAAACAUCAAUAAAGCUUGAAUUCUUUUUCCUA
Messenger RNA from Heteronotia binoei (common prickly gecko), 1020 nucleotides. Its product is annotated as coenzyme Q-binding protein COQ10 homolog B, mitochondrial-like. Gene Ontology annotation, biological process: ubiquinone biosynthetic process; cellular respiration. Gene Ontology annotation, cellular component: mitochondrion. The transcript is spliced from 5 exons. NCBI's taxonomy places the organism in Eukaryota, Metazoa, Chordata, Lepidosauria, Squamata, Gekkonidae. The record is from RefSeq and is a predicted model, not a curated record. Gene Ontology annotation, molecular function: ubiquinone binding. The coding region runs from base 1 to 672 and encodes 223 amino acids.